Musca domestica (house fly) is the source of this 2991-nucleotide messenger RNA. RefSeq names its product TBC1 domain family member 31. Gene Ontology annotation, cellular component: centrosome. The record is from RefSeq and is a predicted model, not a curated record. Lineage: Eukaryota; Metazoa; Arthropoda; Insecta; Diptera; Muscidae. The transcript is spliced from 6 exons. The coding region runs from base 110 to 2878 and encodes 922 amino acids. Gene Ontology annotation, molecular function: protein binding.
UGAAUGAUUCUCAGUUUCCAUAGCAACGAACUAUGGCAUAUGUGACCAUUUGAAUUUUUUUGUUUACACUUCUCUUGGGAAAUUAAAUUUAAUUUUAUUAAAAAUAAAAAUGGAAAUAAAUCCUACAGAAACAAAUUUGGCUGAGGAAUUACCUACUAACUGCGAUGACAACGAAAAAUCUGCAAAAUGUUCUUUACAUACAAAGAAAAUUGCCUUCAAAUUAAAGGAAAAUAAUGGUAAUAUAUUAACAAUACAUCAUACGGUCAGGGAGAACGACAAAAUGUUGCGUAUUGUAAUAAGCGUAGCUUGCUUUGAUAUGCGUGGCCUACAGCUUGUAGCCGUGGACAGGAGAGGAACGAUUUUUGUGUUCGAUUUGGUGGCAAGACGUUACUGGCGACAUGCAGACAUCCUAGCCAAACCGAGUGCCAUUACAGCAUCGUAUAAGGAACAUAACCAGUACAUUGUGGGUAAUAAAGAAGGCUUUAUUGUACUCUUGGAUGUGGACAAAACACAGUUUUUACAUAAAAAUAAAAUAUCCAAUGAUGUCAUUAACGAAAUAACUUUCCCUGGACAACCUUUAGAACCCAAAUGCUUAAUGCUUAUACGGGCCGGGCGUUCAGCAAUAAUAAUGGAUUUUCAAAAAUUUACUUGCACCCAUCGCUUGGAUUUCGACAAGCUGCAAAUGUCACUGAAAUAUGCCUCAUAUCUGCCACAAUCGGAAAAUAUAUUGACUUGCUUCACAAAUGAUAGCAUUCACAUUUGGUCGGGAGUUUCGUUGGAAGUGAUACGAGUCAUAUAUCCAAUACGGCUGAGGGACAAAAAACUUCAAACCGAAGAAGCCUUGCCGGAACUUACAUUAGACUAUGACAAAACUGGAGAACAGUGUGCAAACAUAAAUACGGGCCAUGGUUUAAUUGCCGCAUAUGCUUAUCGAAUGGAUGGUUCGAUAUUUGCCCUAUCAACAUGGGAUAAAUUUUUGCUCUUUCUCAGUCCAUAUACCUUUGAGCUAACUUCUUUGGUAAAUUGUAAGAACUUCGUGUUGUUACACUUGUCUUUGUUGACAAAACCAAAUGAUCAGUUUUUAAUUGGUUUGACCAAUAGGGGAUCCGUUGUUAUGUUUGAUUGCAUAAACACAGAAUAUAAACUAAUCAUAGACAUUGGCCCAGCAAGAUCUAUAAAACCUUCUUUAGAUAAUAAAUAUCUGACAAUAGGCCGUUCGUCUGGGGAACUGGCUCUAUGGUCCAUUUGCCAUCUUUUAUCUGUGCUAAAGUCACAGCAAGAAUGUAUGACCAUCCUUAGAACGGCUUUUAAGCAAACAAAACCUUUUAAGUUACCAUCAACUGAAUUGGAUGGCAAAUUCCAGGAUGAAAUAAAAAAGCUUUUAACACCGCAUCGUUUGCAGCAAAUUUUACAAGAAUUUCAUUGCUACCCGGCAAAAUAUAGAAGCUUGAUUUGGUGUUCAUUGCUGGUGUUACCUCACAAUAAAGUGCAAUAUAGUGACUUGGUACAAAUGGGCACCCCACCAACCAUAGCCCGGAGAUGUCGAAGCAUAAACAUGAAAAAUGAUACCCUGAAACGGGCACUGAUCAAGUGUUGGUCAAGUCUUAGUCAGUGGUGUAAAGUCUUGGCCCAUAGCGAAAUAUUGCCCGAUUUAAUAUUUCCGUUUGUAAAAAUCUUUCAACAAAAUCAUCUUGUGGCAUUUGAAGUUUGUAUGACUGUAAUCACCAAUCAGUUUCAAUUAUUUUUUGAAUACCAUCCACUGGAACCUUCCAGUUAUCUGGGAUUAUGUGCCAAUAUUUUACAACACUACGAUAAAAUGUUGUUUGAUUACUUCGUUGCCAAAGAUGUUACACCCACAAUAUAUGCUUGGAAUCUUUUGAAAAAUUCCUUUAGUGAAGUCCUGGAUGAGGAACAGUGGAUGUGUUUGUGGGAUAACAUACUUUCGGGCCCGACAUAUUAUCUUAUAUUUGUUGUUGUGGCCUAUAACAUUAUGCAAAAAGAAAUUCUAUUACGUCUCCCAGAUAAGUUUAUCAUUGAAAGAUUCUACCAUGAUCAAAAUCCAGUAGAUGUGCGUAAAUUGAUACUGAAAACUCAAAAACUAUUAGACAAAUGUCCCGGUCAUUUACAUCCCAAAAGAUAUAUGUCAAACUUCCAACCCAUACCACAAAAAGUUUAUCCAAAAUUCCUUAAUUAUCCCAAUGAAUGCUUAAAAAAAUAUGAAGAUAAAGUUUUAGAUUUACAAUCAGUUAACACGGCAAUUGAUACUCGUAUGCGUGAUUUAGAAUUGGAAGAGUUGGAAAUAAUGAAACGUUUGGAAGAUGGAUUACGAAAAGAGGAGCAUACAAAACGUCUCAAAGAGGUGGAAAAGUAUUAUCAAGAUACUUUGAGACGUGAGGAGGAACGCAUCAAUUGUCAACGUAAAAUGCUGUUAUUGUAUCGUAAAGAGUUGCGCCAUAAAAAAGCUGAAGUUGCAGCCGCCCUACAAGAAGCUGAGCAGCGAAAGGGUAUAUUCGUAAAAGAACAUGAACUCCAUUCUUUGCAGUAUUAUAUUGAACAAGAGCGCAUGUGCAAUGAUAUUAAUUUAAUGUGGGCUGAGGAGGAACUUCAAAACCAGGAUCUGGAACUGCUGGCUCAGAAAUCCAUGGAGCAACAUUCGACGCCUUCUUUGACCAUAACAUAUUAUGAUGAUAUAUGCAAAUUACAGCAUGAACAGAAGCGCCUAAACAACGACAUUAGAAAGAUUGUCAGUCCUCAAUUAGCCACGAGAGAUUACAAAAACAAAACACAACGAACAAAAAAACCUAUAAAGAGUCACAGCGACUUUGAAGCAGAAUUGGAAAAAUGCCAAAUGGAAUUUUUAUCUUUGACUGGACCCUAACAAUAAGCACUAAGAACAACAACAAACGAACAAAUAAAUAUCUUCGCUACAUGAAAUAAAACACACAUGACAAGUUUCCAUUAAGGAUAUUCAAUUUGGUGGCGACUAAAGCA